GACGUGGUCUCGCUGCUGGUUGGGAUCUACGGCUCGAAGGAGAUGUUCAUCAAGGAGUACAAGGAGAUGCUGGCAGACCGGCUCCUGGCCAACCCAACUUACCACGCGGAGCGGGAGAUGCAAAACUUGGAGUUGCUGAAGACAAGGUUCGGGGAUGCGGCGCUGGUUCACUGCGAGGUCAUGUUGCAGGACAUUAAGGACUCGAAGCGUGUCAACAGCAAUGUCCAGCAACUCAAGGGCGACUCUCGUGGGCCAUUGGGUCCCAUCCACCCCCUGGUUCUUUCGCAGCACUACUGGCCACCUGCGCUGAGCAAGGCAGAUCACCCACGCUUUCGGCUGCCUGCGCAGCUGGAAGACGCCCUUGCAGAGUACGGAAACGCCUAUACCAAGACGAAGGCAAAACGUUCCCUCCAAUGGCAGCGCGCCCAUGGAGUCGUGGAGAUCACU
This is a messenger RNA of Symbiodinium pilosum, 447 nucleotides long. The record is from the annotation of a GenBank genome assembly. Lineage: Eukaryota; Dinophyceae; Suessiales; Symbiodiniaceae.